AUGUCACCAACGGGACAGGUAUCCAAAUCAAAGACGCCAACGCCACACGAUAACGAUAACAAUAGCAUUAGUGACGAUCGCGAAACAUGGAGCGGCAAAGUGGAUUUUUUAUUAUCGGUUAUUGGAUUCGCCGUCGAUUUAGCAAACGUCUGGAGAUUUCCCUAUUUGUGUUACAAAAAUGGAGGUGGCGCAUUUCUUGUGCCCUAUUGCAUUAUGUUGGUGGUCGGAGGCAUACCUCUAUUCUACAUGGAACUGGCCCUUGGUCAGCACAAUCGUAAGGGUGCCAUUACCUGUUGGGGUCGCCUAGUGCCACUCUUCAAAGGAAUCGGUUAUGCGGUGGUGCUGAUAGCCUUCUAUGUGGACUUCUACUAUAAUGUGAUUAUUGCCUGGUCGUUGCGUUUCUUUUUUGCAUCCUUCACCAGCUCAUUGCCCUGGACAUCGUGCAAUAAUAUUUGGAAUACACCCAAUUGUAAACCUUUUGAGAGCCAGAAUGCUACUCGUGUGUCAGUGAUAGGCAAUUACAGUGACUAUUAUAGCCUGGGCAAUCAGAGUUUGCUCUAUAAUGAGUCUUAUAUAAAUGGUUCAAUGACGGGCUUGGAAUCCCCUUCGGGAGGUCACAUCGAGGGCUUUCAAUCUGCUGCCUCCGAGUAUUUUAAUCGUUACAUUUUGGAGCUUAACCAAAGCGAGGGCAUACACGACUUGGGCGCCAUCAAAUGGGACAUGGCCUUGUGUCUACUGAUUGUCUAUUUAAUCUGCUAUUUCUCCCUGUGGAAGGGUAUCAGUACUUCCGGCAAGGUUGUCUGGUUCACAGCCCUCUUUCCCUACGUGGUGCUACUAAUUCUACUGAUCCGGGGUCUCACUUUGCCAGGAUCUUUCCUGGGCAUUCAGUAUUAUCUUACACCCAACUUUAGUGCCAUUUAUAAGGCAGAGGUUUGGGUGGAUGCAGCCACUCAGGUGUUCUUCUCCCUGGGUCCUGGAUUUGGUGUACUUUUAGCCUAUGCAUCCUACAACAAGUAUCACAAUAAUGUGUACAAAGACGCCUUGCUUACCAGUUUCAUUAAUUCGGCCACCAGUUUUAUAGCAGGAUUUGUGAUAUUCUCAGUUUUGGGUUAUAUGGCUCACACAUUGGGCGUGAGAAUUGAGGAUGUGGCCACUGAAGGUCCUGGCUUGGUAUUUGUGGUCUAUCCAGCUGCCAUUGCCACCAUGCCGGCCAGUACUUUCUGGGCAUUGAUAUUCUUUAUGAUGCUGCUCACUCUGGGAUUAGAUAGUUCGUUUGGCGGUUCGGAGGCCAUUAUAACCGCCUUGAGUGAUGAGUUCCCAAAGAUACGAAAGAACCGGGAACUGUUUGUUGCUGGUCUGUUUUCCCUGUAUUUUGUGGUUGGAUUGGCCAGUUGCACUCAGGGAGGAUUCUAUUUCUUCCAUUUGUUGGAUCGCUAUGCUGCCGGGUACUCAAUCCUGGUGGCCGUGUUCUUCGAGGCGAUUGCCGUGUCCUGGAUCUAUGGUACCAACCGAUUCAGUGAGGAUAUUAGAGAUAUGAUUGGCUUUCCGCCGGGGAGAUAUUGGCAGGUGUGCUGGCGUUUUGUGGCUCCGAUUUUCCUGCUCUUCAUCACAGUCUAUGGCUUGAUUGGUUAUGAACCCCUGACUUAUGCGGAUUAUGUGUAUCCCAGUUGGGCCAAUGCCCUGGGCUGGUGCAUAGCCGGUUCGUCGGUGGUAAUGAUUCCCACGGUGGCCAUAUUUAAGCUACUUUCAACGCCGGGAAGUCUGCGGCAGAGGUUAACCACAUUGACAACACCGUGGCGAGAUCAACAAUCGAUGCAAAUGGUGCUGAAUGGUGUCACCACCGAGGUCACUGUGGUGCGUCUGACCGAUACGGAAACCGCCAAGGAACCCGUCGAUGUCUGAGUUCGACCUAUUGCUCGUUUUCAAAUUUACUACGUUUAGAUUUGGAAAUUUACCAACAACUCAUGUUCACAUACUUGUGGCAUUCCGGGAGAGUGUUAGCGGUUUUUUUUUAAUUUGUUGGACAUUAGGAAAGCAAGGUCCUGGAGGAUCGGCUAAUUUCGCAAACAACGUACUUAGGUUUCGGCACCGGUAGAGGAAAAAACCAAAAGAGACAGAGAACAGCGUCAAGCCAUAAGUCCUAAGUUAAGAUUAGCUUGUAGUUUGUAUGGUUAAUGCCAGUUAUAUACCAUACACAUAUUUAUAUAUCUAUAUAUAUAAAAUGCUGUGUAGAUAAUACCAAAAACCCAAUAGAACGGAAAGCCAGCCGUCGUUUAAAUCACCUUAAAAGAAAUUUUCCAAAGAACGUAUGCAUGUGCCAAUGGAAUUAACCACACGAUCGUAGCUCAAAUUGGAUGAAAUUGGGCAUAGAAUCUGUACAUACACAAGAAUCAAUGAUGUAAAAGCUUUAAACAUGUUAUAGGAUAUGUCUCACGGAACUGAAGCAUAGAAAGCUGCCCCAAAAUCCUCUCAGACAGCCAUUGAGGGGAUUUUGUCAUAUAUGCCAAGGUUUUCUUCUAGACUCAUUUAUAUUCCCCCGUCCAGCCAACUGCUAUUGAUUGCUUAAAGCAGCCAUUUUAAGCAAUCAAUUGGGAGUUACGAAAACAUUCCCAAUUCAAUAGAUAAUUUAUGUAUAUAGAUUUUAUGAUGUUUUGUAAUUAUUUUAAAGGUUUCUUUCACACUGAAGCAGAACUA
Molecule: messenger RNA, 2694 nt
Organism: Drosophila serrata
Lineage: Eukaryota; Metazoa; Arthropoda; Insecta; Diptera; Drosophilidae
Gene: DAT
Product: Sodium-dependent dopamine transporter
Biological process (GO): amino acid transport; sodium ion transmembrane transport; dopamine uptake involved in synaptic transmission
Cellular component (GO): axon; plasma membrane; neuronal cell body membrane
Molecular function (GO): dopamine:sodium symporter activity
Source: RefSeq, a predicted model, not a curated record